Molecule: messenger RNA, 1047 nt
Organism: Penicillium brevicompactum
Lineage: Eukaryota; Fungi; Ascomycota; Eurotiomycetes; Eurotiales; Aspergillaceae
Exons: 1
Coding region: 1-1047 (348 amino acids)
Source: RefSeq, a predicted model, not a curated record
AUGGGUCUCUCCGACUUGUUGACCAACCAGCCGUGCUCGCGCCUGGAGUCUCUGCCCGUCGAAAUCUUGCAGUUGAUCUUCCUUCAUAGCUUAGAGGUCAACCUUCCGCGCUCCUCACCACGUCUUGGUCAUGCUUUAUCUUCACCUUUGCUAUACACGUGGCUCAUUCGCCUUGCGUUCAGCAGUAUCAACCCCGGCUCGCGGGAGGGAUUCUUUACCCCGGACUUCUUACCACCGCCGCUGGAUUUCUGGGCGUUGUCCUGGGAAGAGCGCCAACAUUUACAGACUGCGCUGUUAGCGUGCCGCUGGUGCACGUUUCCAUUGAUGCGAAGGUGUCAACGGGAAUAUGUCAGCCAUGCCAUCUCGCGCAAAUGUGCCUCUCUAGUCUUUCACGAGGAGGACCAAGCUUUGCUGUCAAACUUGGAUACUCGAUUUGAGAACCUGGAGGAUUGCGACUGGGCUCCAGACGGGAAGCGCGGCAAAGGGGACAUUGUGAUUCCUGCUCAACUGGAAGAAAGCUUACGCACUCCGUCGUCCAAGAGCGUCGACCGCAAAGUCGCAAUUUGGUUCCAUUUCGGCGCUGUUCAGAUCCGCGAGCCCAACGAGAUAUACUAUGAAAACGACCUUUUCCGAUUACCAUGCUCAGUUGCUAUCAAGCCAGGUCGUAUCCCGGAUAAAGUCUUGCGUCUGCCUUGGUCAGACGCGCAGUUUUCGUUUCUACACUUGCUGUCUACGGAUUUCUACCUCGACGAGGAUGAUUUCAGCCCAGAGCGCUCGCCCGACAUCACACAUCGCCUUAUCCGGAAACGCAAUAUCGAGCCUUUCCGCCGGUUGCUACGCAUGCCUUUUCGCUCUGCUAAUUGCAGGGUCCCUGCGCGGUGGCCCCUGCAGCCUGCCCACUACUCUUUGGCCAGACGUUAUGGGAGUGGGUCCGGCGAUCCCUUUAUCAACUUUAUUCUCGAGGAGCGCUGGGACGAUAUCCCCACAGAAGCCAAGCAGGAACUCUUGCGAUAUGUUGAGUCGCCACCGCUACGAGAUAGAGCCUGA